AUGAGUAUUACUGAGAGUGAGGCCAAUUUUAGCUCCCGGGCUGCGAAGCUCGGCUUGAAAGCUGAGGUGCUUCAGCUGCUUGUCGAUGGUGGCGUCAACACUCUUGCCAAAUUUGCGUAUGUGAGCAGCUUCAUUCCGGGUCAGAGUGAUGAGGGUCCUUUUGUGACUUCCAUAAAGGACUUGUUGAAGAGGGAUGCUACCGUGGGGGAGCUUUCGGUGCUGCGCCGAUUGCACUCUGAGGCCUUUGCUUUGGUCGCGGCCGAGCUUAAAUCUCAGGUUGAGCGCACCACCGAUGCACCAGCGAGGAGCCUUGCCGCUCCUGACCGAGCAGAUCGUCUGGCUCGUCAAGUGGUGCGGUAUCCAGGCUUGACUAUCGCCGGGCCUAAUGAACCGAGUGACAGGUCAGUGGACAAGUGUUGUCAAAUGUAUGAAAACAAUCGCCUUACAUAUCUUCCGCUGAGUUGGUGCAUGAGCAAGGACGAUGAGACUCGGAAUUCCCGGGACAAGGAGGAUCGUACCCUCACAGUUGACAAUAGCGGUAAUGUUCACAUCAAGAACGCCGACAUUCGAGGUGAGGCCGACUUGAGCACUGACUUGUUACUGAAAUUCGCCCUCACUCGGCGAGGACUCGCGAUGGAACAGGCCGGAUUGUUAGGUUUCAAAGAACAUGAGAAAUGGGCUGAGCGCCUGUUGCACUCCAGAUAUCGUGAGGUGCCUUCGGGAUACACCCGAGUCAGCAUACAGCAGCUGCUUCAAGCCGAUAAGCAAUUGUUUGUCACCGCUGCUAAUGAGUGUCGCAGUGGAGUGCAAGUCACGGAGACCGGUCGUCCAUUGGACGAGGCGUGGAUGCGUUGCGCCGAUUUGACCGAGGUGUCUCAUUUGCUCGCUCCUCUCGCGUCGCCUCCUCCCGCUAAGAUUCCCUUUGAAAGACCCACUCCGUAUGGCCGUGGCAAAGGUCGGGGCAAAGGUUCUGGUAAGGGUAAGCAACCGUCGCGCCGCGAGGUGACCAUGCCAGAGGACCUAAAGGACGGGCACGCAAACACCCCGAAAGGAGUGCCCAUUUGCUUUGAUGCUCAGAGGGGCAAAUGCACUAGGCAAUUGACAGGCAACAAGUGCUUCAGGGGUGCUCACGCUCCUGCUCCCAAGAUUGCACGCGUUUCACUUCAAACCAAUCUUCAGGCUGAUGAGGUCAAGGCCAUCGAUGAAAUUGAGUCGAUCAGUAGCGCAAGUUUUGAUCACGAAUUCAAGGGUUCGGUCGAGGAUCGAGCUCUGACCCUGCUGAACAAUGCUGGUGUUGUUUCCCCCACUGAUUUACUUGAGAUCUUCCAAUCACUCCCCACAGAGGCUUCCGUCCGAGGUGACCCAUCACAAGGGGUCUCCUUCUCGACAGGUGCCUAUUGCAGAGUCAAGGUUGGGCUGCGACGUAAUGUCUUGCUCUUCCCGAAUGUGACAAAGUUGGCCGCGCGCUUUGUGCGACAGCAGCUGCCCAGCUUAAAGUUCACGAGCUUAGCAUUCUUUCGCAACGUUCAAACCACACCUCAUGUGGAUGCGCAUAAUUCUUCUUUGCCCAAUGCUGUGUGUGCACUGUCUGACUUCGAUCAGGGACAGGUGUGGGUUGAGAGACCAGGCGGCCAAGCUUGGUGCGAUGUUGAUGGCGAACUACGCAGUGGAGUCGAACUCAGCUUGAAUGGGAGUCAUGCCGUCUUCACCGCUCGACGUUUGACUCACGCCACUAGGAAUUGGUCGGGUGAUAGAGUGGUGUUAGUUGCUUUUUCAGUCUCCGCCAUUGAUCACCUUAGUGAGACUGAUAGUGCCACACUGACCGAUUUGGAAUUUCAGCUCCCGAUGCAAGCCGACAUUCUUGAUGCCGAACAGUCACCUCCGGUUUGCUAUGAAGCGCCGGUCGUUACCGGGGGGUGUGCUACUGAUGAGUUUCCAAAACCACUCGGCCUCGCACAACCAGUGACUUCCCCGCCUCUAGCUUCCUCCAAGUCGGGUUUAGCCCCCGUAGCAGAUUCCGUAGUGUCUACUGGUCAGGUUCAGGCCAAGCCGGUUGACCAGCCUGGUAUUGUGCUCGAGCUGUUUGCCCGUGCAGGCUCUUUGUCCCGAGCCUUUCAUCAGAUUGGCUUUGAGGUCAUGCCCAUAGAUAGGGGAAGUCACCGGCUUCCGUUGGCCAAGUUGUGCUCACUGGAUCUUGCCUUGCCGAGCUCGUGGCAGUAUCUUUCGCAUGUGCUUGACAACUAUCAUGUUCGGUACGUGCACAUUGAUCUGCCGUAUGCCACCUAUGGACCUAAGCAGGGCCUCCGACGACUGUCCCAUGGAUCUGUAGUUCCUGUAGGAGGCGCCGACGCCUCUCAGGUUCAAAGGCUCGCAUUGGCCGACUCCUUGUUGGAACAUGUCAUCACCUUCUUAAAACGAGUUCAACAAAUGGGCAUCGCCUGGUCCAUUGAGCAUCCGCAGUCCAGCUUCCUGUGGCAUAUGCCUGCUGUGCGCCAGCUCACCAACACCACUACCGUGGUGUACGAUUUGUGUGCCUUCGAUUCUCCGCAUCGCUUGCGGAGGCAACUGCUAACGUCUUGUAGUGCACUCAAGUGUUUACAACAAGCGUGCCAAGGUAAUCACAGUCAUACGCCUGUGACUGGCGGUGUUGAUACUCAUCCCAGGCUUUUCUGUCAGCAGGUUGCCCACGCCGUGGCCAAACACUGUGGCUUUGACCCCCUUUUGUCUCCGCUGCAGUCCAGCCCUCCGCCUGUCACACAGCAGCGUCGGGGUAAACUUGGUGCGAGCCUCAUCAGAGAAUUUGGUCGCGUCUGCAGAUGUCGUGUGCCACAGAUUCCGCCUGUGGAUCAUAAAAAUUGCUUGCAGCACGCCAUCGGUGACAUCCCCGCAGGCUCCAAACUUCUCGCCACUGAGGAGACGGGGGAGUCGGGUGGCUUCGAACUUAGUGUUGGUGUGUAUGCAACACCGGAUGAGUUUCUGGAGGAGGCCAAAGGAUUACGGCAUCCCUUCGAGACGUUUGCUGUCAUCCCCGACGAAGUGAAACGAAAGCUUCAUGAGGCCUUGGUGAAGGGCCCUGAGUGGGUUGGUAGGCAACGUGUGGCCACUCUCAACAAGUGGUUAGAAUGGGCCAGGGAAUUGGAGGAACCAGAGUCCCGACUUAAGGAGGGCCUCGAACCUGGUGUGAGGUCUGUGUUAGGAUCAAAGAGGCUUCUCUUGCUCAAACGCAUUGCUGAUGACUUGAAGUGGCCCGACGAUGGAUGGUUUGAGGAUACUUGUAAGGGUUUUGGUUUGGUUGGUUGGCAGAAGCCCACUGGUGUCUUUAGAAAGGAGCCUCGUCCCCAGGAAAGGACGGCUGACGAGUUUACUAAGGCCUGUAAGUACAUCCGUCCGGCGCUUUUGGGUAAGGUUUUGUCCGAGGGUUUGAGUGAGCAUUCUUCGGAACUGUGGGAUAAGACUUUGACUGAGGUUGCCGAAGGGUUCUUGGAGGGACCACUUACCGAAGAAGAGCUGACGAGAAGGUACGGCGACGCAUGGGCCCCUGUGCGCCGGUUCGCCGUGAUUCAAUCUUCUGGAGGCAAGCGCAAGUUGAGACCGAUUGACGACUACUCCGAGAACUUAGUUAAUGGUUCUUUUUCUUAUGGGGAUAAGCUAGAUCUAAGGGCACUUGACGAGAUCAUUGCAAUAUGUCGCUUUUGGAUCCGAGCUCACACGACGGAGCAUCAAUUCUUUCUGGACAUGGCCAGCGGACCACCGUUGGUUGGUCGAGUGCACCCUGCUUGGGCGGGUUCGUCGUGGUGUCCUGAGCUGUGCACCUUUGAUUUGAAGAACGCUUAUCGCCAAUUUGCGUUGAACCCGAGCCAUCGUGCCUUCUCCGUCGUUGCCCUUCUCAAUCCGGAUAAUGGCGACUUGGGAUUGUUUGAGGGUAAGGCUCUGCCUUUUGGAAGCACAUCGUCCGUGCUCCACUUCAGCAGGUUGUCUAGGUUGCUGUGGCGGAUAGGUUUGGAAGUCUUCCUGUUCUGGGCCAACUUCGUUGACGAUUAUCCAGUGAUGAGCCCGUGCUGUCUUUCAGGUUCCACCAUGGACACCUUGCUUGUGUUGUCCUCAGUGCUUGGUUUUUCCGCAUCCCUUGACAAAUUGAACCCAUUUGCAGACGUCGCCUCCAUGCUUGGGGUCGAGAUUGACUUGAAAGGAGCCAAGGAAAGUGUCAUUCGGAUUAGGAACAAGGAAGGCCGAUCCAGUGAGGUGUGUGAUGCCAUCCGUGAAUGCAUCAGUGAAGGUUGCAUCAAGAUGCGUACUUUUGCCAGGGUUGCAGGUCGUGUCCAGUUCUCCGAUGCGCAAGUCAUGGGGAGAACCGGAAAGCUCGCAUUGGCGGAGCUGAGAGCCGCUUCCACACGCCACGCCUCCCGGUUUGUCCUGGGUCCCCGCGAGAUCGAGGCUUUCGAGUUUCUCAUUGAUCGCCUGUCUUUCGGUUCCCCUAGGGUAGUCCCUUGUGUGGUUGCCCCUAAGCCUGUUUUGAUCUUCACGGACGGAGCAAGCGAACAGUCUGGCAACACCGUUGGAGGUAUUCUUUACUCUCCUUCUGAUGCGCGGCCCCGAUUCUUUUCUUGCGAAGUUCCUUGUGCCUUGGCAGACCGAUGGAGGCAGCAUCUGAAGCAUAUUAUCGGACCCGUUGAGGCGUACGCUGUCGCCCUGGCACGCAAGGCUUUCCACCAGUACAUGUCUGGACAGUAUUGCCUUUUCUUCGUUGACAACGACGCUGUCCUUCUCAGCUUUGUGCGAGGAACGUCCAACAGUGAUCACUUUCGAGAGCUGCUUCUCACAUGGGAAUGCUGUGAGAAACAUGGUCCAUCGUGGACAUACUGGACAAGGGUCCCUUCCGCAUCCAAUCCUUCAGACGACCCGUCACGCGGUGAGUUCAGAGCACUUGUUGAUUCGGGUGCAUUACGAGUUAAGUGCUCAUGCCCCAUCUCGGGCAUCCCGCUGGUCGACUUGUAA
Molecule: messenger RNA, 4995 nt
Organism: Symbiodinium sp. CCMP2592
Lineage: Eukaryota; Dinophyceae; Suessiales; Symbiodiniaceae
Source: the annotation of a GenBank genome assembly